AUGGCGAGCCGGCUGUGGAGGUGGUACGCGGACCGGCAGUUCCACAAGUGGGAGAAGACGGUGCUGUGGGACAUGGUGGAGCCCUACCGCCCGCCGCGCUCCUUCGCGCCGCUCGUCGGCACCUACGUCGCCGCCUUCUACACCGCCAUCGUCGGCGCCGCCGUCACCGAGCAGCUCUACAAGGAGAAGUACUGGGAGGAUCACCCGGGCGAGGCGGUGCCGAUCAUGCCGCCCAUGUUCUACUGGGGGCCAUGGAGGGUGGUGAACGGAGAGGUUCCCCGCUUCAUCCAGACGCCCGAGGAAGCUAAGCCGGCAUAG
Triticum turgidum subsp. durum (durum wheat) is the source of this 318-nucleotide messenger RNA. The record is from the annotation of a GenBank genome assembly. Lineage: Eukaryota; Viridiplantae; Streptophyta; Magnoliopsida; Poales; Poaceae.